Molecule: messenger RNA, 2100 nt
Organism: Arachis ipaensis
Lineage: Eukaryota; Viridiplantae; Streptophyta; Magnoliopsida; Fabales; Fabaceae
Source: RefSeq, a predicted model, not a curated record
CCGAUAAUGUUUGCUUAAAAAAAGUAAUGACUGAUACGUGUAUUAGGGUAAAAUAAAUACAUGUUCAUAUUAGCAUAUCUGUAAAUUUGGUUCCCAUUCUAAUAACCAAAAAGCACUGAUGAUUAUAUAUAGGAAAAACACAACAAAACAACCCUAAUUAAUAACUCAAGUUAAUUUGAUAGCAUGAUCAAAGUGAUUUUAGGGUGGUGGGGAGAACUGAAGGAUGUUGCUGGCAAUCCCACAGGAGAGCAGCGAAAUAAAAGGAUCCUUCUAAUGACACCACAAAAAUCCAACCAAAGAAACAAAAAUCAAAAAGAGCCAGCAAUCUCUCUCUCUCUCUCUCUCUCUCUCUGCUUUUGUUUUUGUUUUUGUCUUUGCAAUAUCUCUCAGGUUGAUUGUUCCCCAUCUUCCUCGAAUUCCAUAUGAUUGACGAUAAUAGGAAGAUAGGAAUAAUAAGCAAAGUGUUGAUUGUGUAGGUGUUUCCCCCCACACCCGUUAUUGGGAAUAGGGGGGGUAGGGACAAAAAACCAUUUCAUGCUCUUCUUCCCACCCGACUAUCCCCCCACAUGCCUCCUAACCACCACCCAUGCUUUACAUUUUUACCCCUCCACCGCACGUCCCCGCGCCGUCGCCACAACCCUCGCCCCCACUCCCCCCUCCUCUCCGGCCCUCAUCUCUCCAAGUAAUUCUCUCUUAUUUACUUAUUAAUUAACCUAAUACCUUUUCAUAUACAUACAUAUAUACACAAUACAAGAAAACAAAUUAAUUCAAGGGGAAGGGAAGGGAGGAAAAUUAAUAUUAUUACUUUAUUAGGGAUUGAGAGAGAUUCGAUACAUACAGAAGAAACCAAAUUGAUUGGUUGAUAUGUUAAUGCCAACAUCAAGACCGGUGAAUUCUGCAUUCGAAGUAGCCACGGUGACGCUCAUAUCGACGCUGAUAUUUCUGUCGGUGGUGUCGCUGUUUCUGAUAUUCCACCUUCAAUUCAAGUCAAAAUCCCUAAAGCAUCUCAAGAACUUCAACUCCCUUUGGGCGGUUAGAUUCCUCCUCGUCUUCCUCAUCUCCCUCUGGUCCCUCUCCGAGCUCCUCCGCCUCCCUCUCAUCCGCCACCUCAACCUCCGCCUCUUCUCCUUCCUCUCCGAUCAAAACGACCAAGUCUCCAACCAGGUCGGCCUCUGCAAGCUCCACAUCAUCCUCUCCUUAGGCUUCUUCCAGCCAGCAUUUCUCGUCACGCUCCUCUUCCUCUUCAACGCCUCCAUUGUCACCACCGCCAAGAACCACUUCGGCACUGUCCUCUCCGUUUUCCUCACCUGCCUUCCCGUCUCAGCGGUUCAUGGCAUUCUCAUGUUCUCCACCUCCUGGCAGCGUGCCCUACCGCCGACCUUCCGGCAGGCUCACGUGGUGGUUACCGACGCUUUCGGCGAGGACACCGUUCUCUGCACUUAUCCGUUGCUGAGCAGUGCCGUAUUCGCGGUGUUCGCGAUUGCAUAUUCGGCGUGCUUCUUGUUAUCUUGCUGGAACGUUUUGUCACUGGUGAUCAACAAGGGGCUCAGGUUGAGGAUCUACGGUCUGUCCACCGCGCUGCUCUUCGCGCUUCCUAUUCAGGUAGUGGCGCUAGGGUUCACCGCCGUGUGGACGCCGGAGUCACAGCUCUACGGCGUCUUUUCUCUCGUUGUGUUCCUUGGCGCCUUUGUUUGCGCGGUUACAGGGGAGGGCUUUAUGGUAAUUAAGCCGAUUUCGGACGCACUGGACGCCGGCGCCAGCUUCUACAGCCGGUCGGGUCCCCGUGAUGGUGACGCCGGAGAGAAGGAGAUGAAGGUCGCCGGAGGGGAAGACUUGGUCUAGAGGAGAGGGAUCGAGGGAGGGAAGGGUACUUUGGUCAUUUCGUUACUGUUUUUUGGAGGAAGGGUUUUUCUGUCAUCUUAGAUAUUGCAGGAUUUUGGUGGUGUUGCUGUUUCGUGUUCUUCUCGUGCACGUGCAGCACACGUGGUUCUCUGCUUCCCUAACCUCUAACUAUGUACUCUGCUGUAUCUUUUUUCUCAAAACUUUUUUUUUUUCCAAUUAGUAAUUAGUAUUGAUUGAUAUAUGUAUCUUGAUUUAAUU